This is a messenger RNA of Lactuca virosa, 381 nucleotides long. NCBI's taxonomy places the organism in Eukaryota, Viridiplantae, Streptophyta, Magnoliopsida, Asterales, Asteraceae. The record is from the annotation of a GenBank genome assembly.
AUGGCGUCGAUCUACACCUGCAACGAAUGCGGCACCAAUCUCAGCCUUCAUUCCGCUAAUCUCUUCCCUCCCGACUUCUACUUUGAGGCUGGCAACAAAGGCACUCUCUCUUUCGCAGCCAUCGACUCCUCCAAAUUCAGAUUCGUCAAAGAAGAUAAGAUCAGACCCUUUUUCGAGACAAUUAAUUACUGGGGGAUUCAGAGAAAACGAACUAAACUUCUUUGCAAUAGUUGCGGUCGGCUCGUCGGGUAUCUUUACGAUGAUGGCCCGCCGAUGAUGACUGGAACGGGGCAGUUUGGAUUUGGACCCAGUCAGGCUAUUCCUAGGGCUCCAAGGUAUCGAUUUAAGACCAAGGCGCUAAGGAUUACUUCGGAAACUUGA